AUGAGAUACUUCUUGUACUUGUGGAUGCUCCAUCCUCCGUGGUAUGUGUCAGUGACAACGGCAUUUGUGCCACUGUUACAACAAUGGCCAUCACCAAGAUACACCACUCAUCCAAUGAUGGAUUUGUCGUUGCAACGAAAACUGGUUCGUCUCCACGAUGAAGAGCAGAGUGACCAAGAGGGAGUCAUCACCGAGGACUUGACAAACAAAAAUGCCACUUCAACUGAAAAGAAGAAGAAUACCUCAGCAACAGAAGAAAACAAGAGCGAAUCAUCUUCUGAGAAACAACCAGCGGCAUCGUCGAUUGGAACCUUGUUGAUGCAACUGCAAAAACAGCAAGAAGAACUCCAAAAAACAGAUGCCAUUCAAGCCAUCACACUGGAUGCCGGAGAAGUUUCAAAGAACAAAAAAAGUGGCCAGAACAACAACGUCAAGACGUCAACAAUAUCCAGCAAAACUCACCAAAAAAGCAGUAGUGACACGUUGCCCCCACCACCACCAGUGGUGGACGAGAGUCUAGACCGCAUGGAUGCCGGUACGGCACGUGAAUUGGAUGAUGCUGCCACUUGGAUGGUGUCGUCUCCCAACAACAACAACAUGGAUUCGGUACAACUUAAACCACUGCCCUCGCUGUAUGCGUCUUCGCCCACGUACAACCACAACAACACUGCUACUAGCAGCAACAACACAACCAAACAACAACCACAAGCACCGCUCCGCAUGCCCGAACAGUACUUUGAUAGAAUAUCCAGAGAUAUGCGACACUUGGCCGUGUCCAUUGCGUCAUCCAUUGAAGAUGUCGAUCAAUGGCGCACAUUUUGUCAAGAAGGCAACGGCGGUCUCAUGCCACUACUAGAAUGCAUUCGAGAAGGCGCGGAUCAAUUGCAAAAACAGCAGCAGCAACAACAGCAGCAACAAAAACGACGUCGACGACCGCCCACCAACUUUGUGGUGUUGGAACAACAGCAACAUCAAAAUGAAGAAACUUUCAUGGCGGCAUGUACCGCGUGUCGGGCAUUGCGAGACUUGUGUGCCGUAUCACCUGAAUUGUCCGCCGUCAUGACGGAUGGGAUUCUACGAGCCAAUGCAGCCUAUUCCACCACCACCACAUCGACCAGUCAUCGCUCGGAUGUAUUCAACAGGCAGGAUGAAGAGGACGAUGAAACAACUACGCAUGGACGACAUGUCCAUCAGACGGGCAGCAAUCUGAUGCAUGACUUUAUGACCAUGCUCAAAUAUGCCAAUGAAUACACCGAACCAACAUCCAGAAGGGCUUCCAACAACCCCUUCAAGAGAAAUAAGAGUCGAAGAGACGCGAGACUGCGGUGCAAGCUCUAUGUUACCCAGCUUUUGCUGGCCAUGACCAUUGCGAGUGAUGAUGCUGUCGAAGCCAUCCGAAACACGGAAGGGCUGCCGGAAACAAUAUUGAAAUGCUCAUCGUAUUCGAGAGGGGAACAAACUCGACGUUGGCUGCGUUAUCCGGGUGAAGUGAUGAAGUUUCUGUGGCGCAAAAAGAAGAAAAUGAAAACUAGUAGUAACGGUCCAGAGGCCGGGCCAGACAGUGAGGAUCAAGAUUCGUCGUCUUCGUCAUCACCCGAGGGUAACAACAAGCGACCAUUUAUGCAGGCAGCUGCAAUUCAAAACAACUUGGAUGGGCAGGUUCGGCGUACUGCCAACCAAAUACUUGCAGCAAUCGGGUACAAUCGCUGGGUUCCCAAAAUACCUGGGCAGCGUGGCCUGCGCAUAUUAGUGAUGGAUGGUGGGGGAUCACGAGGAAUGGUUGCUGUCAGUCUCGUUAAAGGACUUGUAGAGGCCGUUGGAGGCGUGGAAACCGCAGACUCGUUUGACAUUAUCGCAGGUACUUCCACUGGUGGGAUUAUCUCGUUUCUGAUUGGGCUUCGGCGCGAACCCAGCCAUCUCGCAGUGGAUCGAUACAAUCAACUGAUCAGGCAAAUCUUUGUCAAGUCAUCUUUGAGCACGCCCAUGAUGCUGUUCACCACGGCGACCUACGAUGAGUCUCACUUUAUGGACAUUCUGAGCGACAUUCUCAAGGACAACAUCAUGCUGGAUAGCAGGGCAGACCCAGCAGUACCCUACGUUUUCUGCGUUGCCUCCAAGAUGUCAUCCACCCCAACUCACGUGGCCCUCUUUCGGAACUACAACUAUGCUGGCGGAGAGCUUGCCGACCCGUUCACUAUAGAUCCCGACAAGGCUCGUUUGGAGUUAGAUUUGCCUUUGGAGUUGGAGCACGAGAUAAUCCGCACUAGUUCUUAUGAGCGACAGCAAGAAGUCCGCCCCAGCUCUGGAUACAAAAUUGAAGGUUCGAGACAUCCCGGAUCUUUCCGUGUAUUGCAACGCUAUGCCCUGCGCGCUUCGACAGCAGCUCCAACUGUGUUCAAACCGGUCAUGAUGGGCGGUGAGAUGUACUGUGACGGAGGCAUUGUAGCAAGUAAUCCCGCUGCUGUUGCCGUGCACGAGGCUCGUGCUAUCUUUCCGGACAUACCCAUUGAAAUGGUUGUAUCCAUCGGUACAGGAGGCUUUGUGGAACAAAAGAAUUCUCCAAGGAUUGGAUGGGACGGCAUUAUUGGUCAAAUCGUCAACAGCGCCACGGAUGCCGAACAGAUCCACCACGUUUUGGAAGAUAUUCUGGGCGAAGGAGGGGAUAGCGGUAUUAACGGCCGCGGUUCCGACGUAUCGCAAACUCGGUACUAUCGUCUCAAUCCCACCCUCGGGCUGCCCGACGAGUUUCCAAUUGAUGUCACCGAACCUGAGAAACUGAAUCGUCUGAAAGAGAUUGCUGCCGAGUACCUAGCAGAACCUGCCCAACAGAAGAAGCUGGAAGAAAUUGGGGAUAUUCUUCAAGGCCGCAGAGGCUGGAGGAAGUGGCUCCCGUAG
Messenger RNA from Seminavis robusta, 2895 nucleotides. The record is from the annotation of a GenBank genome assembly. NCBI's taxonomy places the organism in Eukaryota, Bacillariophyta, Bacillariophyceae, Naviculales, Naviculaceae.